This is a messenger RNA of Papilio polytes (common Mormon), 998 nucleotides long. Its product is annotated as SUZ domain-containing protein 1. The record is from RefSeq and is a predicted model, not a curated record. Lineage: Eukaryota; Metazoa; Arthropoda; Insecta; Lepidoptera; Papilionidae. The transcript is spliced from 3 exons. Bases 2 to 589 code for a protein of 195 amino acids.
CAUGGCGGCCCAAGAUGAAGUUGACGUAUGUGAAAGUUGGGAGGACAUGGACGAUAUUGGCUUAGACAACAAGAUCAAACUGAUGUCCAGUGUUCCUGCCCCCGUGAAAUCUCUGAAAGGUUGCAAGGUUACUAACGUAAUAGUUGAGGAGAGCGCGUGUAUUGGAUCUCACUGCAUCAUGCCGGAGCCAGCAAUUCGUAUAUUGAAGAGACCGUCAAGUCUGGCGAGCGGCCAGCUCAACGGCGAGAGUCGCGCGCGUCCAGUAAAGACUUUAGAACAAAGACAGAAAGAGUAUGAACAAGCUCGUUUAAGAAUAUUAGGCGAAGCACGAAGCCCUGAGGACGUAAUUGACGAUAAUUUGACACGGUUACAAGAGAAAUUCCAAGCAAAUAAUAUAAAUGACACACAAAGUUCGGGUAAAAUAAAAAACUGUCAUAGUGACACCAAAGGGAAAGAGAGGAAGGUCCUAGCGCGGUUGCCAGUGGGAGCUAAUACAUCUGGAAUAUUCCCUUCCCCACCACCUCCAGGAGUUUUAGUGAUACGAACACCGAGAGGCCCUGAUGGUACAAAAGGUUUCCUCCGAAGGUAGCAUUGGCAAUGUAAGAUAAUCUAAAUUUUCUUGUUAAGCAUCCAUCCAUGAUCAACUGUCUUCAAUUAAUUAUCUUAAUGACUAUAUUUAGUUAAGGUUUUGUAUAACUCAAUUGUGCUAAAUAAUAAAAUUUAUUAUAGUAAUGUUACAUAUACAUGUUAAUGAAAUUUUUAAAAUUAUUUGAUAGGGUAACACAUUUUUUAAUUUAAAUUAAUAUCUAUCACAACGUAAUUUACAAUGUUACUGAAAAAUUCAUUAACCUUGUUUACAAAAGCAUUAAAAACUAGAAUAUUUCCGAUGUAUUCUUGGGCUUGUAAAUUCAAGCAAAAACAUGCAAAAGUAUCAACUUAAAUUUUUUUUCUUUGUUUGCAUAUGUACAUAAUUUUUUUGAGUUAAUUUCUUUUUUUUA